UUUACAAACGAACACGCACGGUACGUGUAUGUAAGCCUUGUAGUGGAUCCUCUAGGACAGCGACUCUACCCGAACUAUAGCCCCGAGAAUGUAAGACUAAGCGUUGGCAUAUUCUGCUGUCCACGUUCAGAGGACUUUGAGGUCAAGAAGGCUAGAGAAGCCAAGCAAGAAACAACAGCAACAAGAUACGCUGGCGGUUUAGCGCGAGGCUGCUUCGAAUGA
This is a messenger RNA of Bipolaris oryzae ATCC 44560, 222 nucleotides long. RefSeq lists its product as uncharacterized. Lineage: Eukaryota; Fungi; Ascomycota; Dothideomycetes; Pleosporales; Pleosporaceae. The record is from RefSeq and is a predicted model, not a curated record. The annotation marks the transcript as partial. The transcript has a single exon.